AUGUCCGAGCUGAGGACCAGCGGCUUCUUCCGACCCUGGCAUAUCCCGGAGACCACGAGCGAAACUUCCAGAAUAGACCAUAACUCAUCGUGUAAUAGACAGGAGGAUGAUGACGAGAGCGUCGUAUCUUCGGCGACAUCGACAACUUCCGUAACAAGCUCGACCACUAUGGAAACAUCCGAGAAGUAUAACGAUCGUCUUCUGGAUCGAGAUGCAGCGGACUCGACAUCAUUAAACGUUCGUCAUCGCGCGAGAAGACGUCGGAGAAGCGAGUCCUCCGACGAUGUGGCGAUCAGUACAACGCCUUCCCUUGAGGGCGAGGACGUUGUCGGGAAUAUCGUGCAAGAUGCGAGGAACAAAUCACGUGCCUUCCGUUCGAAACAGCCAGUCGAUUCGACGGCUCCUGCGGUUUCCGCUCGCGAUUCAGACAAGUUUAACUUCAGUGAUGUUAGUCCGCUAGAAUAUCUCUCGGCGUUUGAAUUUCGACGACCGGAGGUUUUCGCGUCGAUAAACGAUGGAACUUAUUCGGUGGCGAAUUUAGAUAUCGCCGGACCAUCGUCAGUCGCAAACUCGAUGAUCCCCGAAUUGUACUAUGCCUUUAAUGACUUUCAUCCCGGGGUGCAUUCCGCUCAACCGGGGAUUCUUCCUUCGGACUUUUAUAAUCGUUCCGUGGAGGAAGCGGUGCAAAUGGUACAUCGACAGGAUGCUGUCGCCAAGCAAAUGAAGAAGAUGCGUCCAAAGAAGUUUCGCUGCCAAUACUGCGACGUCGCGUUCAGCAACAAUGGUCAACUUAAGGGACACGUUCGCAUACAUACUGGAGAGAGACCGUUCAAGUGCGACGUGGAGUCCUGUGGAAAAUCGUUCACCAGAAACGAAGAACUAACGCGACAUAAGCGGAUCCACACCGGUGUUCGACCUCACUCCUGCGUCGUUUGCGGUAAGCGAUUCGGACGUAAGGAUCAUCUGAAGAAGCACACGAGGACUCACGAAGUUCGCGAUCCGUAUCGCGUUUCGGCGGCAUUAGGCAUGUUCGCUCUGAGCCAUCCGUUUCAGCAGGCUACCGGACUUUCGCCAUACAUCUACCAGAUCUGACAUCGGAAACUUGCCGGUAAAAAGAUCUAAUAUAACGAUCCGUUUGACAAAUUUGAAUAUAGCAUACAGGGUACCCGUCUAGUAUAUAUUGCACUGCGAA
Camponotus floridanus (Florida carpenter ant) is the source of this 1192-nucleotide messenger RNA. RefSeq names its product asparagine-rich zinc finger protein AZF1-like. The coding region runs from base 1 to 1092 and encodes 363 amino acids. NCBI's taxonomy places the organism in Eukaryota, Metazoa, Arthropoda, Insecta, Hymenoptera, Formicidae. Gene Ontology annotation, molecular function: DNA-binding transcription factor activity, RNA polymerase II-specific; RNA polymerase II cis-regulatory region sequence-specific DNA binding. Gene Ontology annotation, biological process: regulation of transcription by RNA polymerase II. The transcript is spliced from 2 exons. The record is from RefSeq and is a predicted model, not a curated record.